UGUGAUAUCGAAUUCAGUCUUAAAACAACAUUCGUACAACUUAUACGCCCUCACAUGCGUAAUAAUAUUUGAUAAAAAUAAUUAAUUAAUUGUAUUUGAAAAAAUGAACGGUAUAAUAUUUUGUGUGCUGGCUGCUGCGUGUUUUUGUAAUGUGUUCGCUGAUAUAUGUAGACCCACCGAGAGAAUACCAGACCCAAGAUCCAGUUGCUGCGGUCUUCAUCUGGCCACGUCGCACAUAAAAGACAAGGGAGACGCCGCGUUGAAUCAGUUCCCGUGGCUCGCGCUCAUAGAAGAUUCCAAGGGCAGAAUCACGUGCACCGGAGCUCUCAUCACUUCGAGAUACGUACUCACAGCCGCGCAGUGCGGGAUACAGGGAGAACCAAUAAGCGUACGCUUCGGUGAAUACAACAAAACAAACACCGAGCUGGACUGUCUGAUGGUGAACGGCGCGAUGAAGUGCGCGGACCGUGUCAUCACCAUACCGAUAGAAUCGAUGAAGCCUCACCCCGAGUUCACCAGGCAGAACCUGAGGGUGCACGAUAUUGCUUUGAUCAGACUGAGGAAAGCGGUUCCAUAUACUGAGUACAUCAGGCCAAUCUGCCUGCCCACUUCCGACAUGAACCUCUCGCCGCCCAAGAAUCUCAGCUUCAUCGUCGCCGGCUGGGGCAGCAAACCCUCCAGCUUACAAGAAGAUGAUGUUGUCAAACAUUUCGUGGAAGUCCCUUAUAAAUCAUUAGAGCAAUGCAAGGCCGCCUACGAGAAAUACAACCCCGGCCACUUCGCGAUCAGCGACCACCAGAUCUGCGCGGGCGGCGAGCAGGAUCGCGACUCCUGCCGGGGCGACGGCGGCGGGCCCCUCAUGCACGAGCGAGACGGAAAGCACACGGCCGUCGGCAUCGUCAGCUUCGGGCCGAAACAGUGCGGCACCACCGGCAUACCCAGCGUGUACACCAACGUCUACAAGUACCUGCCGUGGAUAAGGAGCACCAUCCGACCGUAUUAGACCGGUGGUGGUGUGGUAGUGAUAAGUUCUCGUCUGUACGUAGCUCUUAAUUUAGGUAAAUGAUAUUUUUUAUAAUAAAGCACUGAUAUGAUU
Molecule: messenger RNA, 1096 nt
Organism: Zerene cesonia (dogface butterfly)
Lineage: Eukaryota; Metazoa; Arthropoda; Insecta; Lepidoptera; Pieridae
Product: phenoloxidase-activating enzyme-like
Exons: 6
Coding region: 104-1003 (299 amino acids)
Biological process (GO): proteolysis
Molecular function (GO): serine-type endopeptidase activity
Source: RefSeq, a predicted model, not a curated record